Messenger RNA from Culicoides brevitarsis, 6336 nucleotides. It is a transcript of the gene Sec71, whose product is annotated as brefeldin A-inhibited guanine nucleotide-exchange protein 1. Gene Ontology annotation, biological process: regulation of ARF protein signal transduction. The transcript is spliced from 6 exons. The record is from RefSeq and is a predicted model, not a curated record. Gene Ontology annotation, molecular function: guanyl-nucleotide exchange factor activity. Lineage: Eukaryota; Metazoa; Arthropoda; Insecta; Diptera; Ceratopogonidae. Bases 393 to 5555 code for a protein of 1720 amino acids.
CACACGCUAAUUCAAUCGCUUUCGUGAUUUUCAGACGAGAAAAAAUCAAAUUUAUCGCGAUUGCAGCAAUUUUCGCGAUUGUUACACGUGUAAUUCAUCGUAGCUGGUAGUUUUUGGUCCGCGUCACACUGCGAACCGCACCAAAAGUCGUCCGUAAUUGUGAAAACGUGAAAAACAAAUAAGCCAGAAAUCAUCGUAUUACGUAUGCCAUCAUCGCUGUCGUCGUCUCCGUUGUCUGUGAAAUGAAAAUUCACCUUUUGCUGGAAGUAGGAGAAGCAGAUAAGAGGCCAUACAAAAGUUAUUUCGCAUUAAUUUUGUGGUCCGAUCCCAAAUGAGCACGUCGUCGUGCCACCGAAGCGUUGAAAAAGAGACUUUUUACGAAGUGGCGAAGAAUGCAAAAUAAUUUCAAUAAAACCAAGGAAAUGUUUAUCAUACGGGCACUGGAGAAAAUCUUGGGUGACAUCAAGCGAUCUCAUCACUCACAACUGAAGAAGGCAUGCGAAGAUGCCCUCGAGGAAAUAAAGAACGAACUGAAGGAAGCAGGUCAAGUAGCACCAAAUCAGAGCAAUGAACCUGUCGCAAAUUUAUCGGCGGCACUUCCGCUGCCCAAGAACGACGAAUCGAAUGUCAUUAAUGCGGAAAAGUAUUUUUUGCCCUUUGAGUUGGCAUGUCAGAGUAAGACGCCUCGCAUAGUUGUCACGGCGCUGGAUUGCCUUCAGAAGCUCAUCGCGUACGGACAUUUGACGGGAAAUAUUCCAGACUCGUCAAAUCCUGGCAAAUUUUUGAUCGAUCGAAUUGUCGCGACGAUUUGUAAUUGCUUUAUGGGUCCGCAGACAGAUGAGGGAGUGCAGUUGCAAAUUAUUAAAGCUUUAUUGACGGUUAUUACGUCGCAAUAUGUCGAGGUGCAUGAAGGCACGGUACUUCAGGCUGUUCGCACCUGCUACGACAUUUACCUGUCAAGCCGUAAUCUGAUAAAUCAAACAACAGCUCGUGCAACGCUCACACAAAUGCUGAAUGUGAUAUUCACGCGCAUGGAGAAUCAGGCCUACGAAACGGUGUCACUCGAGAAACGCAUUGUCGAAGGUGCUGCUGCUGCUACGACUCCAAAUCCGUCGACAGACAUCCAAAGCCCAACGGUCGAAGAUGUCUCCAUCGCCACAGAGAUUCACGAAUGCAAAGUCGUUGCGGAAUGCGACCCCGCCAUGCGAAGCGAAGUGAAAACCGUGAUCGACGACAUCAUCGAGAGUGCCGUAAAUAUCGUUUCAGCCCGCGUCAAUGGCGAAAACAAGGCAAAUGGGGAUGUUGUGGCGCCAAGUGAUGGUCCGCCGCCUGCGACAAUGCCUGAAAAUGGCGAAGUGAAUAGCGAAUGUGAUUCCGUGAUGACGGCAAAAUUCACGCACAUCCUCCAAAAAGAUGCAUUCCUCGUGUUCCGUGCUUUGUGCAAGUUAUCGAUGAAACCGCUGCCCGAAGGCAAUCCAGAUCCACGUUCGCAUGAACUCCGGUCGAAAGUGCUUUCGUUGCAUCUCUUGUUGUCGAUUUUACAAAACGCCGGACCCGUUUUCCGCUCCAACGAAAUGUUCAUAAUGGCCAUCAAGCAAUAUUUGUGCGUCGCCCUGUCGAAAAAUGGCGUCAGCAGCGUACCGGAAGUCUUUGAACUGUCGCUGUCGAUUUUCGUGGCACUCCUGUCGAACUUCAAAACUCACCUGAAAAAGCAAAUUGAAGUUUUUUUCAAGGAAAUUUUCUUGAGUAUUCUUGAAACGACGAGUUCCAGCUUCGAACACAAGUGGAUGGUGAUUCAGGCGCUCACCCGCAUCUGCGCCGAUGCCCAAAGUGUCGUCGAUAUUUACGUAAAUUACGAUUGUGACUUUUCGGCGGCGAAUUUAUUCGAACGUCUCGUCAAUGAUUUGUCGAAAAUCGCUCAGGGACGUCACGCAUUGGAGCUGGGAGCGACUCCGAAUCAGGAAAAAUCGAUGCGAAUCCGCGGAUUGGAGUGUCUUGUGUCGAUUUUGAAAUGCAUGGUCGAAUGGAGCAAGGAUUUGUACAUUAAUCCAAACUCGCAGACGACUUUGGGCGAAGCGGUGCCCAAAAAUGGCAACAAUAACAGCGAAGAAGCGCCUGCGGAUAUGGCAAAAUCGCACAGUGGCUCCAGUUUGAGUCUUAAUUCGUACGGCAGCACCAAUUUUGGCGGAAAUCGCGAGACUUUGGAACUUCCGGAGGAAUUUGAAGAGCGAAAACAUCGCAAAGAAGUCAUGGAAACGGGCAUCGACAUGUUCAACCGGAAACCCAAGAAGGGAAUCGGGUUUUUGCAAGAACGUGGUUUGAUCGGAAACACGGCGGAAAGUGUCGCCAAGUGGUUGCACGAGGACGAGCGUCUCGAUAAAACGGCAGUUGGCGACUUUUUGGGCGAAAAUGACGACUACAGUAUCUCGAUCAUGUGUGCCUACGUCGACUACAAGGAUUAUCACGACAUGGAUAUCGUGGCGGCGUUGCGUUUUUUCCUCGAGGGGUUCCGUAUUCCGGGCGAGGCGCAGAAAAUCGAUCGACUUAUGGAGAAAUUUGCAAGUCGUUUUUGCGAUUGCAACCCGCAAAAUACGAUGUUUGCGAGUGCUGAUACCGUUUAUGUGCUCGCUUUUUCCAUCAUUAUGCUGACGACGGACCUGCAUUCGCCGCAAGUCAAAAAUAAAAUGACGAAGGAGCAGUAUAUCAAACUGAAUCGCGGCAUAAGUGACAAUAAGGACUUGCCGGAGGAGUAUUUGUCGCAAAUUUACGAUGAAAUUGCCGGGCAUGAGAUUAAGAUGAAAACUUCGACGACAAGUAAGCCGGGAAAGCAGAUUAUUUACAACGAGAAGAGGCGAAAAGUUUUGUGGAAUAUGGAAAUGGAGGCGAUAAGUCAAACGGCGAAGAAUUUAAUGGAAUCAGUAUCGCAUGUGAAGGAGAAUUUUACGUCAGCGAAGCAUUUGGAACAUGUGAGACCCAUGUUUAAAAUUGCAUGGACCCCGUUUUUGGCGGCAUUUUCUGUGGGUUUGCAGGAUUGCGAUGAUCCGGAAAUUGCGUCGUUGUGUCUUGAUGGAAUCCGUUGCGCCAUCCGCAUCGCCUGCAUUUUCCACAUGACGCUCGAGCGCGACGCCUACGUUCAAGCUCUCGCCCGUUUCACCCUGCUCACCGCCAACUCCCCCAUCACCGAAAUGAAGGCCAAAAAUAUCGACACAAUCAAAACGCUCAUCAUGGUUGCUCACACCGACGGCAAUUACCUCGGCCCGAGUUGGCUCGACAUCGUCAAGUGCAUCAGUCAACUCGAGCUCGCGCAACUCAUCGGCACCGGCGUUCGUCCCCAAUACCUCAGCGGACCCACACAUCGUGACGCCCUCGAUCGCACCGCAAAAGAACACAUUGGCGAAACCUCAUCCCAGAGCGUCGUCGUUGCCGUCGAUCGCAUCUUCACCGGUUCCAUUCGUCUUGACGGCGACGCCAUCGUGGAAUUUGUCAAAGCGUUGUGCCAAGUCUCCAUGGACGAGUUGCACGGAAGUACGCCGCGCAUCUUUUCGCUGCAAAAAAUCGUCGAAAUUUCGUACUACAACAUGGGCCGCAUUCGUCUUCAGUGGUCCCGCAUCUGGCAAGUGCUUGGCGAUCACUUUAAUGCCGUCGGUUGCAACCCCAAUGAGGAAAUUGCCUUUUUUGCGCUCGACUCGUUGCGCCAGCUGUCCAUGAAAUUCAUCGAAAAAGGCGAAUUUGCGAAUUUCCGCUUCCAAAAGGACUUUUUGAGACCCUUCGAGCACAUUAUGAAGAAAAAUAACUCGCCAGCGAUUCGGGAUAUGGUGGUGCGAUGCGUUGCCCAGAUGGUGAAUUCGCAAGCAGCCAACAUAAAAUCCGGUUGGAAGAACAUUUUUAGCGUUUUUCACUUGGCAGCGGGAGAUGAAGAGGAAGCAAUCGUCGAAUUGGCCUUCCAAACGACGGGUCGCAUCAUCAACGACUUGUACCAACGUCAAUUCCACAUCAUGAUCGACUCUUUUCAGGAUGCCGUCAAAUGCUUAUCAGAAUUCGCAUGCAACGCCAAGUUCCCAGACACGAGUAUGGAAGCAAUUCGCUUGGUUCGAACGUGUGCCGUUUGCGUUUCGGAGUCGCCACGCCUCUUUGCGGAACAUGCUGGCAUGGAAAAUGACGUGAGUGUCUCGGAGGAAGAUCGCGUUUGGGUUCGUGGAUGGUUCCCGAUGCUUUUUUCGCUGUCCUGCGUCGUAAAUCGCUGCAAGUUGGACGUUAGAACGCGCGGUUUGACCGUUUUGUUUGAAAUUGUCAAGACCCACGGGGAGUCUUUUAAGCCGAAUUGGUGGGGAGAUCUUUUUAACAUCAUUUUCCGGAUAUUUGACAACAUGAAAUUGCCCGAGUUGUAUAUCGAGAAGGCCGAGUGGAUGACAACGACGUGCAAUCAUGCGUUGUAUGCAAUUGUGGAUGUUUUUGCGCAAUUUUUCGAUAUUUUGGGUCCGUUGUUGCUGCGCGAUUUGUACAGUCAGUUGCAAUGGUGUGUGCAACAGAAUAAUGAACAGCUGGCGAGAUCAGGUACGAACUGUUUGGAGAAUUUGGUGAUUUCGAAUGGGACGAAAUUCGAUGCGGAUACGUGGGAUAACACGUGCGAUUGCAUUGCGGAAAUUUAUACGAGUACGUUGCCGCUCGAGUUGUUGUCGUGGAGACCGGAGGAUAAUCAGCAACAGUCAGGUAAACUCGACCCCAAUGCUCAACGUCACUCGAUCGCGGAAACCGGAGAACAACGUCCCGGCAUCCUAAAACGCAGCAACUCUCAAAUUUCGAUUCACAGCAUGGACGAACGUCUCGAUCAAAAGCACACCAGCAACAGUCUCUUCAACAAUUUGCUCAUCAAAUGCGUCGUGCAACUGGAACUCAUUCAAACGAUCGACAACAUCAUCUUCUACCCGUCGACGUCGCGCAAGGAAGAUGCCGAAACACUUGCGCUCGCCACAGCCGAUUUGACGGGCGAAAGUAACGACCAGCAAGAGUGCCAACGCGAAGAUCAAGGCAUGUACAGCUACCUAUCGACAUCGAAUUUAAUGAAACUCGCCGACUGCCUCAUCCGAAGUCAUCGUUUCGCAAAAACGUUCAAUUCGAGUCACGAUCAACGGAACAUCUUGUGGAAGGCGGGCUUCAAGGGCACCGCAAAACCGAAUUUGUUGCGCCAAGAGACACAAUCGCUGGCAUGCGUGCUACGGAUUUACUUCAAAAUGUAUACCGACGAUGGGCGAUCGCAAGACUGGCCCGAUGUGGAAAAAAAUUUGACGUUCGUGUGCAAGGAGGCACUGGAGUAUUUCUUGUCGCUGCGCAGUGAACCGCAUCGAGAUGCGUGGACGUCGUUGUUGCUACUUAUUAUGACGCGUCUGCUUAAGAUGACAGAUCAACAGUUUUCAACACACAUCUCCAACUAUUAUUCCUUAUUUUGUGAUAUGAUUUGCUUGGAUAUCAAACCAGAAUUGAGAAGUGUCCUUCGACGAAUAUUUCUUAGAAGCGGUAGCGGCUUUGGAGUUGUCGCCUCAAAUAGUUUGCAAUAGUAUCGGAUUAAAUCUAACUAAAAUAAAAAUAACUUUGUGUAAAUAAUUAUUAAAAAUUUGUCUAACAAGACUCCUACCAGAGAAUUACUUUAAAGAAUUUAACUUUUAAUAAAGAAAAAAGCUUCUGUCCUUUUUAAAAAAAAUUAGAAUUUACAGAAAAUGCAUUCAUUAAACUAAACAUUUCAUUCUAACUCAAGAAACUAGAACUCAGAAUUUUUAUAACAAAAAAAAAACUUCAAGUUGUAAAAAUUAUUCUGAAAAAAAUUCAGAAAAACACCAAUUAAGUAGGAAUAAUGAUAGAAAAAAAAGUAGAAAUGUAAUUUGUUGAAUUUGAAAAAUUUCAAAAAAUAGAAUUCAAGAGUAGAAAAUUAUUUUAAUUCUGUCCAUAAAUUAUAAAAAAAUAUGUUGAUUGUAUUUUAUUUCAUAAAAAAAUUUAAAUGUUAAUCAAAACUUUCUAAGUCAUCUUCUUCCGUGUGAAAUCUUUUUAUAUAAAAAAAAAUAUAAGAACACAAAGUGUUUGUUUGCAGGUCACUCGUUUGUUUGUUACAGUCACUAUAAGAUUAUAUUAUUGCUUUGAAAGACUUGUUAGAUUUAUUUAAAGAAAAAAAAAUAAAUAUUUGUAACCGCAGCAUUAUUUUUUUCGGCAAAUUUUUGUCGAUAUCAAUAUUAAGUUAACCACUAAGUUACUGAUAAAUCAUAAAAGAAGACAUUAUAUGAAGGAAGAAAAAAAUGAUUUAAAAGAUGUAUGAAAUGAUUGAUUUUUCUUGCGGUUAUGCAAGAU